Molecule: messenger RNA, 1286 nt
Organism: Pseudoliparis swirei
Lineage: Eukaryota; Metazoa; Chordata; Actinopteri; Perciformes; Liparidae
Exons: 6
Coding region: 116-661 (181 amino acids)
Biological process (GO): positive regulation of apoptotic process; mitochondrial outer membrane permeabilization
Cellular component (GO): nucleus; mitochondrial outer membrane; mitochondrial envelope
Source: RefSeq, a predicted model, not a curated record
CAAGAGUGACAGAGGAACGCGCGAGGAGGCAGAAGCCCAUCCGCACGUGCUCGAGCUCUGCCACCUCGUCUCUCCGAGCUCCGUGACUCUCUGUCCAGACCCCCGGAGAUCAGGCAUGUCUCUGUCCGGCUCGCAGACACCGGAGGACCGACUCUACGGCUCCUGGGUCGAGCUGGAGGAGCCGAGUGCAGCCGCGGGCCGCAGGGAGAGCCCCACAGGGCCGCAGGGCAGCGCCUCCUCCGGCCUGCAGGGGGAGCUGGAGAGGAUCCUUCUGGAGGCGCAGAUGGAGUGUGAGAGGAGCAGAGACAGUCCUACACGGGAGGGGUCUCCACAGUCCCCCGGUUCCCCGAGACCCACGAGUGAGCAUGACAGUGACUGCAUCACCAUCCAGGAGGAAGCUGAGCGGCGGGUCGACACGGACUGGGUGUGGGACUGGUCCAGCAGACCGGAAAAUAUGCCACCGAAAGAGUUUGUGUUUCAGCACCCGAAGCAGCAAGGCUCCCUCAGCGUGAGGAAGACGGAGGUGAUGAAGAGGGGAAUCUUCUCCUCCAACGUUCUCCUCAUCCUUGUUCCCUCUCUGCUGUCGUCCCACCUGCUCACGCUCGGAGUCGGGAUCUACAUUGGAAAGCAUUUGGCCUCUUCGACGUCGAGCACGCUGUGACGUCGGCCGCUGCCCGCCGUCCCCCAUCGCUAACAGCCCGGCCAUUAAUGUCGGACUGCUAGCGCACUAAUAUGCCUCCUUCCUCCUCCGUCACGGGGCAACCUUAGGACCCUGCCUGUCUCUCUCUCUCUCUCUCUCCAUCUGUCUACCCAGCAGCACUCUGCCAGCACGCCUCUCUCUCUCUCCCUCUGCCUCUGCAUGUCGUAGAGAACCCGGACCAAUGAGUCAGACUGAGGUCAUUUUUACUCCUGGAGAACAACACUGAUCUCAGCCAGCGUUAUCAGAGAGGAGAGAUUGCACAGAUACAAGAGAAAGGAGAGAGAUAGUUUUAGCCAGCUGGAACAAGAAAUCCCUUUUGGAUUGGAGGAGAUGAAUCUGGUGAUUUGGGAACAGUGAGAAAGAUAAGAUGUGGUAGACUUUUACGCAACCUUCAAAAAACCCAAAGUGUCCUCAGUCGGAAUGAAUCUCCAUAGCACCGAGCUCUGGGUGCAUCCGGCCCCGAUGCUGUAUCGAGACUCUCAGUUGGCUCUGCUUGUGCUUUUUAUCCCGUAAACCAAUUAAAUAUUUGACCACCGACAAAGACAAUCACGACCCCAUUAAACUUCACUCCUCAAAAAACCUUUAA